Molecule: messenger RNA, 1080 nt
Organism: Nothoprocta perdicaria
Lineage: Eukaryota; Metazoa; Chordata; Aves; Tinamiformes; Tinamidae
Gene: DOK6
Product: docking protein 6
Exons: 9
Coding region: 1-1080 (359 amino acids)
Biological process (GO): positive regulation of MAPK cascade; cell surface receptor protein tyrosine kinase signaling pathway
Cellular component (GO): cytoplasm
Source: RefSeq, a predicted model, not a curated record
AUGAUUGCAGCAGUUGCAGCAACAGGGCUGCUUUCUGCUCUUGCACCUGUGUGUGCUUUAAUGACUCAGAUUUUCAGGCGAUGCUGGUUGGUUUUCAAGAAGGCUUCUAGCAAAGGACCCAGGAGGCUAGAAAAAUUUCCAGAUGAGAAGGCAGCGUAUUUCAGGAACUUCCACAAGGUAACUGAGCUGCACAAUAUCAAAAACAUAACCAGAUUGCCUCGAGAGACCAAGAAGCAUGCAGUGGCAAUUAUCUUUCAUGAUGAGACGUCAAAGACAUUUGCGUGCGAGUCAGAACUAGAGGCCGAGGAGUGGUGCAAACAUCUCUGCAUGGAGUGUCUAGGGACCAGACUCAAUGAUAUAAGUCUUGGGGAACCCGACUUGCUUGCUGCUGGAGUCCAGAGAGAACAAAAUGAGCGAUUCAAUGUAUAUCUUAUGCCUACACCGAAUUUGGACAUCUAUGGGGAAUGUACAAUGCAGAUCACUCACGAAAACAUAUAUCUCUGGGACAUCCACAAUGCCAAGGUCAAGUUGGUCAUGUGGCCUCUGAGCUCUUUGAGGAGAUACGGACGUGAUUCAACAUGGUUCACAUUUGAGUCUGGAAGGAUGUGUGACACAGGAGAAGGGCUGUUCACCUUUCAGACAAGAGAAGGAGAGAUGAUAUAUCAGAAAGUUCAUUCUGCAACACUGGCAAUAGCAGAGCAACAUGAAAGAUUAAUGAUGGAGAUGGAGCAGAAAGCACGGCUCCAGACCAGUUUGUCUGAACCAAUGACAUUAUCCAAGUCAAUCUCGCUUCCUCGCAGUGCAUACUGGCAUCAUAUCACCCGGCAGAAUAGUGUUGGAGAAAUCUACAGCUUACAAGGUGCUGGCAAAAAGCCUCAUUUUCAGUCCGAGAGGAGCCCAGGAUGGUCACAGUCUCGGUCCAGGGAAGGUGUCUCGGGCACAGACAUUUCCCAGCUACCCCUCGGAGCAGGGCGAGGAGCACCAGCAGUCCCUGGCACUGGCCGGCAGCUACGGAUUCAGCUACAGCUCAGGCCUCAUCCAAUGACACCCGGAGAGCCACCGGCCGAGAGAGACAGUUGA